Molecule: messenger RNA, 3498 nt
Organism: Dendronephthya gigantea
Lineage: Eukaryota; Metazoa; Cnidaria; Anthozoa; Malacalcyonacea; Nephtheidae
Product: dihydropyrimidine dehydrogenase [NADP(+)]-like
Exons: 25
Coding region: 129-3203 (1024 amino acids)
Biological process (GO): uracil catabolic process; 'de novo' pyrimidine nucleobase biosynthetic process; thymine catabolic process
Cellular component (GO): cytoplasm; cytosol
Molecular function (GO): uracil binding; dihydropyrimidine dehydrogenase (NADP+) activity; NADP binding
Source: RefSeq, a predicted model, not a curated record
CGAUAUUUGCAAUUCAAUACAACACGAGCGACGAAAUCACUAUUGCAACAAAGCUCGGAUUAUCCAUCGUACGUGGCAGGGUUUGAAUUCCAUUUCACAUUAAUUCAUAUUCGGGAAUAUCGUAAAAAAUGGCAUUGUCAAAGCAUGUUGCAGAUAUAGAGAAUCUUCUAUCUCUGAAUCCUAAAAUUCAGCCCCAUGCCUCAACAGUACCUUCAGCAGUGACAAAGAGAGGAAAGAAACACUGGAAGAGAAAUAAGGAUAAAUCGUGUUCGAGUUGUGGUGAUCUUAACAAGAACUUCGAUGAUGUUAAACACACGACUUUGAGUGAAAGAGGAGCUUUGCGCGAGGCAGCAAGAUGCUUGAAAUGUGCAGAUGCUCCCUGCCAGAAAAGCUGUCCUACACAACUCGAUAUCAAAUCGUUCAUCACAAGCAUCGCAAAUAAGAAUUUCUACGGCGCUGCGAAAACAAUAUUCAGCGAUAAUCCGCUCGGCUUGACUUGUGGUAUGGUGUGUCCAACAAGCGAUCUUUGUGUUGGUGGUUGUAAUUUAUAUGCAAGUGAAGAAGGACCCAUCAAUAUCGGAGGCCUUCAACAGUUCACAACUGAGGUAUUCAAAAAGAUGCGCAUGCAGCAGAUUCGUGAUCCUAGUUUACCAAAACUCGAAGAUUUGCCAGAUAGUUAUAAGUCAAAGAUCGCGCUGAUUGGUUGUGGUCCUGCAUCACUGAGUUGUGCAACGUUUUUAGCAAGACUAGGCUACAGUGAUUUGACUAUAUAUGAAAAAGAGGACUAUCUCGGUGGCCUCAGUUCCUCAGAGAUCCCACAGUUCAGAUUACCUUACGAUGCUGUUUCAUUCGAAAUUGAAUUGGUGAAAGAUUUGGGUGUAAAGAUUGAAUCUGGAAAAGGUCUUGGGACAAAUGGAAUGAGCAUCGCAUCACUAAGGAGCAACGGAAAUAAAGCAAUCUUUGUUGGGAUAGGUCUGCCUCAGCCGAAGAAAAUACCCAUAUUUAAGGACCUGGAAAUAGAACACGGGUUUUAUACAUCGAAAGAUUUCUUGCCCGUGGUUUCAAAAGCCAGCAAAGCAGGCAUGUGUGGUUGUAAGUCAAAGUUGCCACAGUUAUCAGGAAAUGUUAUUGUACUGGGUGCCGGCGACACUGCAUUUGAUUGCUGUACCUCUGCGUUGAGAUGUGGUGCUAGACGAGUAUUUGUGGUCUUCCGUAAAGGAUUUACCAAUAUUCGAGCGGUUCCCGAGGAGAUGGAAGUUGCAAGAGAGGAGAAAUGCGAGUUUCUGCCAUUUAAAUCACCACUUAAGGUUCAUCUCAAAGAAGGUCGAAUUUGUGCCAUGGAGUUUUGUCAUACAGAGCAGCAAGAUGAUGGAACGUGGAUCGAGGACAAGGAACAGACAUUGAAAAUAAAGGCUAACUACAUCAUUUCGGCAUUUGGAUCAACGCUAUCUGCAAACGAAGUUGUUGACGCAAUGAAACCACUCAAGUUUAAUUCAUGGGGGUUACCUGAGGUGAACGACGAAACUAUGGGAUCAAGUGAAGCUGACGUGUUUUGUGGAGGGGAUAUAGCAGGUGUUGCUAACACAACAGUUGAAUCUGUAAACGAUGGCAAGACUGCAGCUUGGAGCAUGCACAAAUAUAUUCAGUCACUUCAUGGUGAAACAGUUCCACAAUCGCCAAUUCUUCCAAACUUUUUCACCCCCGUUGACUUAGUGGAUAUCAGCGUAGAAAUAUGCGGCCUAAAAUUUGACAAUCCCUUCGGCCUCGCUAGUGCCCCACCCACUACGUCAUCCGCCAUGAUGAGACGAGGCUAUGAAGCCGGUUGGGGGUUUACCGUGUCUAAAACUUUCGUACUGGAUAAGGAUAGUAUAGUGAAUGUUUCACCAAGGAUUGUACGAGGAACGACAUCUGGGCACAUGUUUGGUCCUGGACAAGGAUCCUUCCUCAACAUUGAAUUGAUUAGCGAGAAAACUUCUGAGUACUGGUGUAAAUCUAUCACAGAAUUGAAAAACGAUUUUCCCGACAAGAUCCUUAUCGCCAGUAUAAUGUGUGGUUAUUCAAAAGAAGACUGGGUGGAACUGGCUAGAAUGGCAGAGGCUGCGGGUUCAGAUGCGCUGGAGUUGAACCUUUCAUGUCCUCAUGGUAUGGGUGAAAAGGGCAUGGGUCUUGCUUGUGGACAGGAUCCCGAAAUGGUUCGGAACAUAUCGCGUUGGGUUAGAGAAGCUGUGAAGAUUCCAUUUUUUGCGAAAAUGACACCCAAUGUCACAGAUAUUGUUGAUAUUGCACUCGCUGCUAAGCAAGGGGGUGCUGAUGGAGUAACGGCCACAAACACAGUAUCAGGUUUAAUGGGUCUCGAUGGUAAAGGAGCACCAUGGCCAGGUAUAGGAAAAGAGAAGAAGACCACGUACGGAGGCGUGUCAGGCAACGCCAUACGCCCGAUUGCUUUGCGAGCCGUGUCGGCAAUUGCUCGCGCCCUUCCAGGGUUUCCGAUCUUGGCAACUGGUGGUAUUGACAGUGCUGAUGCUGCAUUACAGUUCAUACAUGCCGGUGCUUCUGUUGUACAGGUGUGCAGUGCUGUACAAAAUCAGGAUUUCACUCUUGUUAGCGAUUACAUCUCAGGCCUAAAAUGUCUGUUGUACAUGGAAUCUUGUAAAGAAUUUGACGGUUGGAACGGACAAAGCGCUCCUACUGAAAGACACCAAAAAGGAAAAGCCGUUCCUAAAAUCAACGAUCUGGUGGGAAAGGGUUUGCCAAGUUUCGGUCCAUACCUUAGUAAGCGAGAAGAAAUAAUUAGCAAAUACAAAGCAGAGACUGACUUACUCGCAACUGAACACUUACCUGAGAAAGUACGCCCGCCUGUGCAGGCUAUUAAACCCACGCCCACAGUCAGGGAUAUGAUAGGUCGCGCUUUGAAUAACAUUGGCAGUUAUGGUGAAUUGGAUAACAAACAACAAGCAGUUGCAAUGAUUGAUGAAGAAAUGUGUAUCAAUUGCGGGAAAUGUUUCAUGACGUGCAAUGAUUCUGGCUACCAGGCCAUCACGUUUGAUCCUCUGACUCAUCUACCUCACAUUACAUCUGAUUGUACUGGAUGUACUCUGUGCGUUAGCGUUUGUCCAAUAAUAGACUGCAUCACCAUGGUGCCAAGGACAACGCCAUACCAGCCAAAUCGUGGUAUUCCAAUGACGGUGAAAGCAGAGGCGUAAAAAACAUCGAACGGUUUCUAUAAAUAUAAUAUAGUAAAUAUAAUCUCUGUCAGAAUAAUGUUCAUAAUCAAAUUCUACUUUUACGUAAAGAUUUCCUAGCACAACUAGACUCUGUCUGGGGGGCAUCACAUGCCUUUUGUAACAAAGCUAUAUCAACUGUAUAACGAGUAAACGUGAGACUCCGUUCAUCUUUCAAAUGUUGAUGCGGGUUUAGGAGAGCGACAGCGGAGACGUGCGGCGACAAUCACACGCACCUACGCCACGCCACUGCGACUUAGGAGGACCUGGGGUAAAU